Dentiscutata heterogama is the source of this 149-nucleotide messenger RNA. NCBI's taxonomy places the organism in Eukaryota, Fungi, Glomeromycota, Glomeromycetes, Diversisporales, Gigasporaceae. The record is from the annotation of a GenBank genome assembly.
CGCUUUAAAAGAUUUCUUAACAGAUGUUCUUCGAGAUGCAGUUUCUUAUGUUGAAUAUGAACGAAAGAAAACUGUUACUGUAAUGGAGAUAUUAUUGGCUCUUAAAAGACGAGGGAAAACAAUCUAUGGAUUUGAUCAUGAAAUCCGAG